UGACUUAUUGUGUAUCAUUUUCCAACUAUUUAUAGAUAAGCUUUGGUUAUCAUGACAAUAAUUUUAAGACUCUCACGCAAGUAUAAUGCGUUUCCUGUUAACUUUAUUGCUCCUUACCGGUGCAAUUCUCCACACAACCCUUAGUGAAAAGUGCGACCUAACGGUUGAUCUAUCAAACGGGGUACGCGAGGGUACAAAUAUCGUUUUGAACGGCGUGACAUACACCGCAAACGACCAUUUCACAAACUCCACAGGGACGUAUGGGUGUGUAUGCAACGUGCAGAGUUGCACCCAAGACUGUUGCGAUGUAGGUCAGACGUUGCAGGUUUCGGCCCUUGGGGUCCUUCAGUGCGUUAGUGCCGAACGAAGUACCGCGGCGAGUGUGCGCAGUGCACAGUUACACAAUAUUAUAAGGGUACCUAAUCGCACCCUGGUCUGUUAUGCCCAUCAGGAGAGGGUCGUUUUAAACGGAACGGAAAAUGGAUUGGUGCAGGAGGAGAAUGGGUUUAUCAAAGUCGAUCUCGAGGAUUACGACUAUAAGAGUUUUUGUGUUUUUACUAGAGGGAAUGAUGUUUUCUUGGAGAUUUGUAUGGAGGUCGCGGAUCGUAUUAGUAUUGUGCAUAGCAUUGCAAUGGGAAUAUCCAUGCCGUUCCUGGUCGUCACGUUCAUAGUAUACGCCCUGCUGCCGGAUAAGAACUUGUAUCAGUACGCAUUGAUGAUUUACGUUCUCAUUUUAUUCGCUGCCUAUCUGCAACUGGUUAUCACGAAUCUAAAUGAAUUUGAAUCUGGUACUGUUGGAUGCACGUUCUUGGGUUACUCGACGUAUUUCGCCUUCAUAAGCUCCUUCUUUUGGUUGAACAUUAUUUGCUUGGAUAUUUGGUUUACCUUCAGUCGAGGAUCACACCAUAGGGGAACAACCUCCCAAUUAAAAAAACUGGGACUAUACAGCAUUUACGGUUUGGGUGCCCCCGUACUAUUAGUCGUCUUGGUCUACCUGCUACAGUUUCACUUUCUCGAUACAAGUUCCAAGCAUAACCCGAGCAUUGGAACCGAAAAAUGCUUCUUUAGGCAGGACUGGGGAAACCUUUGGUACUUAUAUUUGGAAGCGACCAUCUUGUUUGUAGCCAAUCUGGUACUGUUCAGCUGGACCGCUUUGAGCAUAAGAAAAGUGAAAAAGGAAACUUCCACCGUUAUCAAGAGGAAACACUCAGAACCUGAUGAACAAUUAUACCAUGUCUUCAUGAGACUGGCACUGGCCAUGGGGAUCAACUGGAGUACGGAAAUUAUUUCGUUUUUUGGCAAUUGGUUCAGCAAAUACCAGUAUGAAAAUAUCUGGAUCGUCACCGAUUGCCUUAACGGCCUAUACGGGGUGUUUCUGUUCUUUAUUUUCGUUUUUAAGAUGAAAACGUGGACGCUGUUGAAGAAAAGGUACUACAGGAUCACAGGAAAACAACCUACUUUGGGUUCCACUGUGAGCUCACGUCCAACCAAUAACUCCACUACGGAUAGUUCAUUGAUAAACACCGAGAGGUCGAGAGCCUCGAGGGCCAAUAAUUCACGACCGGAAGAGACACCACUGAGAGGUCAUGUCUGAACAUGAAAAUGAUAAAAUUUGUAUUUAUUUUAGUUAUAGGCAGAAAUAAAAACAGUUGGAAAUUUA
Messenger RNA from Anthonomus grandis grandis, 1660 nucleotides. RefSeq names its product G-protein coupled receptor Mth2-like. Gene Ontology annotation, cellular component: membrane. The record is from RefSeq and is a predicted model, not a curated record. Gene Ontology annotation, biological process: cell surface receptor signaling pathway. Gene Ontology annotation, molecular function: G protein-coupled receptor activity. NCBI's taxonomy places the organism in Eukaryota, Metazoa, Arthropoda, Insecta, Coleoptera, Curculionidae. The transcript has 7 exons. The coding region runs from base 86 to 1594 and encodes 502 amino acids.